CUUAGUUAGUUUAAUAUUUGUAGAAAUCUAAAAUUAAUAAUAUUUUCGUCCUUACGUUUAUAGCAAGCUAAGCUAGCGUGUUCACCGACAGUGCAGAUAUUUAUUCUAAAAGGAAAUUAGCGUUAUUUUGUAAUACUCGCAAGGAAGCUAUGCUAGCGUUUUCACCGACAGUGCAGUUAUUUCUAAAAUAAAAGCCCGAUUUAAGCAGAUUUUCAUUGAAAUAGAUUGCUUUUAUUUAUUGGAAGGCUACAAUUUGUUAUAAUUUAAUACACUUUAUUUUGUACUUAAUGGAGCAGAAUUAUGGUUAUAUUUCCAUCGUUUAUUCUCAGAGGAAAUGAGCUUUAUUUUGUAACACUAGGUAAGCUAGCUAGGUUAGCUCGUAAGCUAGCUAGCUUCUUUAUUUGGUAGCUAACUAUAUUUUAGGUCAGAAAUAGCUAGCUGUACUCUCUGGCUUUGUUAUAUUAAAAAAUAGCUAUUUUAAAAAUAUAAUACAUAUUUGAUUGGGUCAAUUGUGAUCCGGAGUAGUUAACUAGGUAACUACUUUUGUUGUUUUUUUAUCGUAUUAGUUUAUAUUGGUAGAUAAUUAGAUAGGUUAGCUUAGCUGUUAAGCUAAGUGUUUAGUAAUGCUCAGUAAUGGAAGAAGAGACAGGAGACAGACCAGCUACAGCCAGCACAGCAAUACUGGCUUUACCGGACACUAAACUAGUGUGUGUUGAAUAUCCAGGCUUCGUUAAAAAUGUGGACAAAAUGCUGGACAGCAUUGGAGGAGAGCAAGGACUGUCCAAGACAUAUUCAGAUUCAUCAAAGCGACUUGAACUGCGGUACCGGCCCAAGGAUCCGUACUGUCACCCUGUGUGCGGAAACCGCUUUUCCUCCACCAACCUGCUGAUCAGAGUGUGUCGCAGGAGACGCAAAGGGAGCAACGAGGAGGGUCACAUGAGCAUCGAGGUGCUGGGCCUCAUAGAGACGACUUACAAAUUUCAAGGAAUGGCAGACUUUCAGUACCUUGCUACGCAGAAUGAGCCAGGUGGCUCCCAGGUGUCUCUGUACGACAAGGUCGUUUUGCGCAAACCUGAGAAGAAGGAAUUCUUUGACCAGCCGGUUCCACUUUUCCUGCCACCACCCAUCUUCUCUCGUCUGGACAAUCCUGUGGAUUAUUUCUACAGGCCAGAUGUGAUACACAGAGAAGGAAACAUAACAUCUUUACUAUCAAGAGAGAACCUGAUUGGUCCGAAUCGAGCUCGAAGGCCUCAUAACGCCAUUUUCGUUGGAUUUGAUGACAAAAGUGUGCCGUCUGAGCCUCUGGAGGCGGCUAAACUCAACUGGAAUAAGAACUCCAUCCAUCACAGUGAUGUGAAGGCAGAGCAGGAAGUCAGAAAGCUGUUUGAGAGACGACCCGUUUGGUCCCGCAACGCCGUUAAAGCCAAUGUGGACAUUCAUCCCGAAAAGCUGAAGCUGCUGCUCCCCUACCUGGCUUAUUAUAUGGUAACUGGGCCGUGGAGAAGUAUGUGGGUGAGGUUUGGAUACGACCCUCGUAAAAACCCAGACGCUAAAAUCUACCAGGUUCUGGACUUCAGGAUCCGCUGUGGUAUGAAACAUGGAUUUGGAGUGAAUGAUAUGCCAGUAAAGGCUAAAAGAAGUGCUUACCACUACAGCCUUCCAACCACAGUCAACAAGGCCGUUCCUCAGCCAGCCAGCCUGAAGGAAAUCACUCAGGAUGGCACUUCAUCUCCAGGCUUCAAAGCUUCAUCAUCAAAAUACAUGCUGAAGGAGUCAGCUUAUGUAUUCCGGGAGGGAAUGCUGCCCCCUUAUCGACAGAUGUUUUACCAGCUGUGUGAUCUGGAAGUCGACAAAAUUAAGAGCAUCAUCCAUAAGAACGAUGGGCAGGAGGAGCAGUGUGAUGAGCGGGACGGCUGGUGCAUGCCCCGCACCGCAGACGAGCUCAGAGACAUCAUCUCCUCCAUGAUCACGCAGGUCGUACGAGCCAAGAGACCGGCUUUGUCUACACCAAAGCUAAAGCCUGUCAGAGCCGGACGCAAAGUAGAAGAGAGCGACGAGGAGGAGGAUGACGAAGACGAGGAAGAUUACAAGCCCUCAGAAGGGAGUGAAAAUGAAAUGGAGACAGAAAUGCUUGAUUACAUGUGAAUCUAGUCUGGAACUGUGGAACAGUUAAUGGACCAUUCAUAGAUUGGUCAAGAUGAACCCCAUUUUGUUAUAUUAUUGUGUAUUUAAUUUGACCAAAAAUAUAUUUUGGAAAAUAAAAAAAACUUUUUGCUAAUUAA
Molecule: messenger RNA, 2282 nt
Organism: Astyanax mexicanus (Mexican tetra)
Lineage: Eukaryota; Metazoa; Chordata; Actinopteri; Characiformes; Acestrorhamphidae
Gene: gtf3c5
Product: general transcription factor IIIC, polypeptide 5
Exons: 11
Coding region: 634-2145 (503 amino acids)
Biological process (GO): transcription initiation at RNA polymerase III promoter
Cellular component (GO): transcription factor TFIIIC complex
Source: RefSeq, a predicted model, not a curated record